AUGAGAGUGAUUCCUCUGGUGGAGAAACAACUCUGGAAAAACCUAUGGAAGGCUAACACUUCACCAAAGAUCAGACAUUUCGUGUGGAAAGCUACGUCGGGAGCCUUGGCUGCUAAAGAAGCAUGGGAGAUAUCUCAAUUUCCAGCUCCUCCUUCUGGAUGGUCUCCAACCUCGGUUUUCUUGAAUUUUCAUCACUUGCUCUCGCAUAGUAAGAAAACAGAGAUACCUGCAGAGAUGCACUGGUUUUCGAGAAUACCAAUCUAUCAGCUGCAGAAAUCAAGAGUCUGCUACUCCAGAAACCAGUCGUACAACAAGUGUAGCAACCCUGUGGAAAAAACCUCCACGAGACAUCCUCAAAUGCAAUAUUGGAUCAUCUUGGAUCAAUCCGAGAAGGAAGAGUGGAGGUGCAUGUAUUUUAAGGGAUCACAAUGGGACGGCCCUACUACAUUCUCAGCUCAAGCAUAUGCUCGUGAAGCGAAACUGCAAUGUAUGGUUUGGGCAGUGCAGGAACUCUCUCACUUAAGGCAAAGACGAGUAAUCUUUGAAGGAUCCUUGCCUCUGGCGAGAGAAGCAUUACUUCAUCUGGAACACUUCCCUCUUCUUCACUCAAAUAUCAAUUUGAUCUUGAGCUCAUUGGCCCCUUUUGAGUUUUGGAGUCUCGAUCACAUCACAGAAGAGGCAAACCAAGCGGCUGUAACUAUUACAGUCAGAGUUACAAGAGACCACCGAUAUCAGUCAUACGUAGCUGCGCAAGGUCCUUUUUGGCUGCACAAAACCAUAUCCUUGGAAGCUAAUGUGGCUCUGACCUGA
Thlaspi arvense is the source of this 810-nucleotide messenger RNA. Lineage: Eukaryota; Viridiplantae; Streptophyta; Magnoliopsida; Brassicales; Brassicaceae. The record is from the annotation of a GenBank genome assembly.